Messenger RNA from Panicum virgatum (switchgrass), 450 nucleotides. Its product is annotated as cytochrome P450 709B2-like. NCBI's taxonomy places the organism in Eukaryota, Viridiplantae, Streptophyta, Magnoliopsida, Poales, Poaceae. The transcript has a single exon. Gene Ontology annotation, molecular function: monooxygenase activity; iron ion binding; heme binding. The coding region runs from base 1 to 450 and encodes 149 amino acids. The record is from RefSeq and is a predicted model, not a curated record.
AUGGGCGGCGGCGGAACGACGGGGCUGGUCGGCGCUGCGCUCGCCGUGGUGCUGCUCCCGUGGCUGUGGGUGGUGCUGGCGCACCUGGUGUGGCCCCCUCGCGCCGUGCCGCGGGCGUUCGCGCGGCAGGGUGUCAACGGGCUGCCGUACCGCCUCCUCGUCGGCAACAACAUGGAGGUGAAGGUGAUGUGCGCGGCGGCCGGCGGCGAGGCGCUGGACCGGGGGUCCCACGACAUCGUCCCCCGCGUGCUGCCGCACUACCGCGCGUGGGCGGCGCGCCACGGCCGGGUGUUCCUGUCGUGGGCCGGCCCGACGCCGACGCUGUGCGUGGGCAGCUACAACAUGGCGAGGCGGGUGCUUGCGGACAGGGUGGGGUUGUUCGUGAAGCCGGACCCGGGCCCCACCAUCAUGGCGCUGCUGGGCAUGAGCCCGGGUAUCAUACAUGGGUAG